This is a messenger RNA of Myripristis murdjan (pinecone soldierfish), 6690 nucleotides long. RefSeq names its product myotubularin 1 (gene mtm1). Bases 88 to 1908 code for a protein of 606 amino acids. Lineage: Eukaryota; Metazoa; Chordata; Actinopteri; Holocentriformes; Holocentridae. The record is from RefSeq and is a predicted model, not a curated record. Gene Ontology annotation, molecular function: phosphatidylinositol-3,5-bisphosphate 3-phosphatase activity; phosphatidylinositol-3-phosphate phosphatase activity. Gene Ontology annotation, cellular component: cytoplasm; membrane. The transcript is spliced from 16 exons. Gene Ontology annotation, biological process: muscle cell cellular homeostasis; negative regulation of autophagosome assembly; phosphatidylinositol dephosphorylation.
GUUCUUGCUGCGGCCAAAGGGAAACAGACCGACAUCCAGCCACGGGAGAAUCGCACUUUGUGGCCUGUGGAAGCCCGUCCCAGAGCGAUGGCCUCACCAGUCCCCAUCUAUAACUCCAACCCCCUGGACACACACAGCUCCAGCACAUCCAGAGAGUCUCUAAAGAUGGAUCUGUUAGCUGAUGUGAGUCUGCUGCCAGGAGAGGAGAGAGUUAUAGAUAAGGACAUCAUCUACAUCUGUCCGUUCAGCGGUGCUCUGAAAGGCAAAGUGUUCAUCACCAACUACAGACUCUACUUCAAGAGCUCAGAUGCUGAUUCGGCAGUGAUGCUGAAUGUUCCUCUGGGUGUCAUCUGUCGGGUGGAGAAGAUGGGCGGAGCAUCUAGCAGAGGAGAAAACUCAUACGGCCUGGACAUCACCUGCAAGGACAUGAGAAACUUGAGGUUUGCCUUGAAGCAGGAGGGUCACAGCAGACGAGAUAUCUUUGAGAUCCUGUUCAGAUAUGCCUUCCCUGUCUCACAUGGCCUGUCUCUGUUUGCCUAUCUGAGUCAAGAGAAGUAUGAAGAGAAUGGUUGGAACAUCUAUAAACCCAUGGAGGAAUUCAGACGACAGGGCUUGCCGAAUGACAAGUGGCGCAUCUCAUUCAUCAAUAAGAGCUAUGAACUGUGUGACACCUACCCCACUGUUUUGGCGGUGCCCUACAAAGCUACAGAGGAGGACCUCAGGAAAGUUGCCACCUUCAGGUCAAGAGGACGCAUACCAGUGCUAUCAUGGAUCCACAGGGAGAACCAGGCAGUGAUCGCCCGCUGCAGCCAACCGCUUGUUGGCAUGUCCGGAAAACGGAACAAGGACGACGAGCGUUACCUAGACCUGGUUAGGGAGGCAAACGGCACCUCCAAGCUCAUCAUCUACGAUGCCCGGCCCAACGUCAACGCUGUGGCCAACAAGGCUACGGGAGGAGGCUAUGAGGGUGAUGAGUACCAGAACGCAGAACUGAUUUUCCUGGACAUUCACAACAUCCACGUCAUGAGGGAAUCACUGAAGAAGCUGAAAGACAUUGUCUACCCCAAUGUGGAAGAAUCCCAUUGGCUGUCCAGCCUUGAGUCUACACACUGGCUAGAACAUAUCAAGCUGGUGUUGUCAGGAGCAAUCCAGGUAGCAGACAAGGUUUCCAGUGGGAACUCCGUGGUGGUUCACUGCAGUGACGGGUGGGACCGGACUGCCCAGCUCACCUCUUUGGCCAUGCUGAUGCUGGACAGUCACUACCGCACUCUCAGAGGAUUCCAGGUGCUGCUUGAGAAGGAGUGGAUCAGCUUCGGGCACAAGUUCGCCUCAAGGAUAGGUCACGGCGAUAAGAACCACGCAGAUCAGGACAGAUCUCCCAUCUUUGUUCAGUUCAUCGACUGCGUAUGGCAGAUGACUAAACAGUUUCCUACAGCCUUUGAGUUUAAUGAGCGCCUCCUGCUGACCAUCCUGGAUCAUCUCUACAGCUGCCGUUUCGGGACUUUCCUCUACAACUGUGAGAGUGCACGAGACCAGCAUGAGGUGCGGUUGAAGACGGUGUCUCUGUGGUCUUUGGUCAACAGUAGCAAUGACAUCUAUCUCAAUCCCUUCUACACCCCGGAGUCAGGUCGGGUUCUCUACCCUGUCGCCAGUAUGCGUCACCUCGAGCUCUGGGUUUCUUACUACAUCCGGUGGAACCCACGUAUACGACAACAGCAACAGAGUCCAGUGGAGCAGCGCUACAAGGAGCUGCUCGCCCUCAGAGACGAGUACCUGAAGAAGCUGGAGGAGCUGGAGCUCUCUGACUCGCCUUCCUCUCACCUGGCUCACAGUUCCACCAGCAACACCUCCCUGCCCGCUCCCUCCACACCCUCGCAACAAUACACACACCUACAGACUCCUUUCUAAGUGUAGGCGACACACACUCACCCACACACACACACACAAAAAGGAAACAGAUUUUACAUACACACUUGUUCACUUGCACUUGUGCCCUUUUCACUCCUCUAAUUUUUCUCUCUCACCCACCAACACAAAUACACACACGCACACACACACACACACACACACACACACACACAUUCACAGGAAUUUUUGUACAGUCAUAAAUGUUGAUAAUAAGGAAUAAUAAUGACAUUUGAUAAUGAGGUAACUCGUAACACGGUAAUGGCGAUGAUUAUGCAAUAUAUCACAGUACAGCCUUGUCAAAUGACUUUUCUAUACACACAUCCUCUUUAUACGGCGAAGCCUUAAACACAUUCAGUGGCUUUCUGUUUAAUACUGAUCAAGGUGUUGUAGAAGUCCCACUUUUCACACUUCUUCCUGCUCACUUGCUGCACUGCUGCAGGAGUGCUGCUCAGUCCCAUGAGGAACUGAUUAGAAAUCCUGCAGUACUAAUGCAGCGGCGCUGUAGGCUUGGUUUCUAUAAAGAAUGCCAGUGUACGACUACAGAAAACUUCCGAAAAAUCAGUAAAUGUAUUAGAGGUGGGAGCUUGUUAGGUGAGAUUGAUUGAGGUGGGCAAGGCUAGAGGAGUCUAUUUAGGGUGUUGUGUUCCUGGGACAGCAAAGCUUCAAUAUUUCCAGCACUUCCUAAGAUAAGCCAAUGCUGCCCAAAGGCAAGAAUAUAAUUCUAGGCAAUAAGCAUAGUAAUAUUUUUUAGUGAAGUGGUUUGAUAUCCCUCCAUGUUUCAGUUCCUGUAGAGAUACUGGAGGGGAUAUGGAGAAGUGCUGGUCACUGAUCCUGGAUCAGAGCUUCUACUUGUAAUGCAGACCCAGGAUGGAGCACCCAGCCCAUUUCCAAGAUAGCCUUAGCAAGUAGCUGAUAAUAAGCACAUGGUGUGAGGGAGCAGAAAUGGGGCCUCCUUACUUGGCUCCCAUCUCCCCCUAAAUACAUUUCAGUAGAUCAAGUAACUGUUUUAACAGGUGGUGCUGUCACGGAGCUGGUCUCUACAGAGCAGCGGAGCGUUCAACUCACAGGGAAAGCCAUGUCUGUAUUUGGCUUAAAAGGUCACAUCAUGUAGCCUGGUUCUAGACUUGUGGAUCACACGUUCACUUUCGGAAAAUUUUCAAGUGAUUCAGUGGGUCUGGUGUUGCCCAAACCUGAAAACCUAACCGGGGCAGUCAGUUCCAUUGCAAGCUGCAUUGCAAGCUGUGCCAGAUGCAGAAAGAUCAUCACAUACUGUAUAAGCUGACAUGAGAAACUGGAUGACAAAGUUGUAGACGCUGCUACCAACAUUGUUUCAAAUUAAUUACAACGAAGAACACUCAGAGGAAGAGCAGCGUCGUGCACUGAAAUGGGAAGAUUUUUUUUGAGUUAUGCCCAUGUGAUUUAAUUAUCAACUGGUAUAGCUCUGUAAAGCAGCUACCGUGUUGAUUGGUCAGUCGCCAGUGAUUGCUUAACAGGAUUCAUAUCCCUCCGCCUACAGAGAUCAGCUAACAUGGCACAGUUUCAGACUGAAUAAUGGAGUGGAAACAGAAUGGUCAUUCAGUCUGAAUAUCAGGCUACAUGCUGUGUGUUGGAAAUAGGAAAAACAAAAUAUUGUUUUGACAAUGAUGAAAUUUAAGUAUUUGCAGUAGCGAGCUAGCCAGAUUUUGCUGACAACUCCAAAGGCCUGCAUUAAACUUCUGUUUAAUUAGACAAAAAAUUGCACAAACCAAUUCUGAAAAACACUGCUCAGUGUCAGGAAGUGAUGGGAUACUAUACCAUAACUAUCCCAUAUUAUACAAUCCCAGUAACUGCUAAUGCUGGGUUUAGCUGUUUUACCACCAUUGCGCUAUUUCUUUAAUCAGUUCAGUAAUCCAGUAAUGAAUGGUGGUUCUCCACAUGAUACCAGUCUGGAUCACAUAAUCACAUAAAGCAGUAUUUGAAAACCUCUAGGCUUUGGCCAGAGGACUGGAGUACUUUCAGAACAGUAUUGGAGUUGGACGCUGUAUGUGUUGCCAGUGCAGCACAGUCCUUUAGAAAAAAAUUUAUUUCAAAAGAUUUAAACUCCUUUCAGAACAUUUAAUGUUGUGGCGGGUGCAAAAGAGGCAGUCCUAAAGCAAACAAAACAAAACUGACAAUUUUAAAAAAUGACUGAAAGUCUCAGUUAUGUUUGUUCUUGUUGACCAUCACUGAAAAACAAAAGCAUCUGUUUCAAGAAAAGCUACAGACAUGGCCAUAAUAGAGUGAGAGCACUCCCGCUGCAACGCUGCUACUCUUGUGCUUCACAACCAAUGGCAAUCGUUAAGAAAAGUGUGCAGGAUAUGAUGGCAGGAUACAUCUUGAAUACCCUGAUUUCUGCAUUGGCUGCCACUGUAGAUCCAGUCCUCCUGACACCGCAGUAUCACCUUAUUGUCGAAACCUUGUUCUCAGUUGGGUAAUAUAUUAUAAUAUGCCAGAAGUCCAUUCAUUUCUGAUAGAAGACAGUUUUGACGUGGCAAGAACACGUCCUUUUGUGGACAAUGGUUCUGUUGGCAGCAGAGUGGCAGAUACACUCCUGAACUUUUGCAUCUGACUUGACCUUGUUAACAUAACCAGAAGUUGUUUUUUUUUUUUUUUUUUUUUAGACUGGACUUGUGAGCUACUUUUGAUUUUCCUUAAUACAAUGAAAUAGCUUUCAGUCACUCUAGAUUCACCAUUUUAAAUUUUGAAAAAAUUUUGAUGACCAUAACAUUGCGUCACCUAUGUAUGAUAGUCUAUUACCUUGCUUUAACGAAUAAUAUAACCUAAUAGUAUUGUGUGAACGAAAUAAAUGGCUGUCCCAGUCAAAGAGGCAUUUGAGUCUAAAGGGCAAGGAAAAAACCCAAACAGCCAUCAGUAAAUUUUCAUCCACAUUGCCUGAACAAGUUCUCCAGUAUUCUGACUAGAUAGGGCAGCGCUGUGCUGUAAGUUGUAUGUAUUAAAGAGGAACUAAAACCCUAAACCCGAAUCUCUGAAGCCUGAUCUUUAAUGGUGGAAAGUAGGGAGGUCUUUCAUGCAACAGGUGGUGAGAUCACCUACUUUUCUCCGUUAGAGGUCAGGCUUCACACAGAUUUGGGUUUGGCGUUAAGUUCCUUUUUAAAAUCACGAACGGCGUAAUAAGUACUUUCCUUGGUGUGACGGGUCAGGUCUAGUUUUGUGCCUUGGUCCUUCUGAGAAUCAUCUUCACCACUUCAGAGGGACAUUUUCUACCCCAAAAAACUGUCCUCUUUCUGUCUUGGUUCAUGUUUGAGAUUGACUGACUGAGAUUGGCUUUGCGGUUCAGGGCUGAACAGGAAGAAGGCCUCUUAUUUUGUGAUUUGGAAGGAUGUCAUACUGUCAUUUGGUGACAUCAGGGUGACUCAACUGGGUGGGUUGCUAGCUUCAUUAUUUGAGGUUGCUGCAUGCAUCCUUCCAAUAACUGUAGGUGUUGGGGUCAAUCUAGAACAACUUCAACUCAUGAUGUUGAGAGCUGAGAUGGGGCGGGGAAAUAUUAGCACUUGUUGCCUAACUGCAAUGCUCUCACAUCUCAAACACAAACCUGGUCUAUGGAAGACACCUGGUUGGGUUAAGCCGGACAGAUUAGAGGGUGAAGCCUGAUUACUGUGUCAAUCACUAAGAGGUGCACUGACAUGGUUCAGUCUACCAAAUGGAUACUUUUGGCUGGGUUUUUACCACCUUGCUGGGUCAACAAAUCACCCCUUUUAGUCGUGGACUAUUGACGAUUAGCUGUCGAUGGGUCUCUAUGCUAAUUGCAGAAGAAUCAUAAAGAAGACAGUGGUAUUAACAGCAAUGUUUUUGUAUACACGGCUUUGGCCAAACUAAAUGUUAACAAUAUCACAAGUAGUUAAUUUGAAUGUUAAAUUAAAUUGGACAAAUCAUCUCUUUUGACAGCAAGAUGCAGAGAAAAAUGGCCCUUUGAGUUCCUGGGACUGCCCCAGACCACAACCCUUUUUGGAAAACAUUUGGCCUUAAUCAAAAUUUUUAAUUUAACAACAAAUAAUGACAGCAACACAAAAUACUUUGUGAGUCGGAGGGGUGAUUGUGUUUUUAGGGAAAAAAACAGAUGAAAAUCUAUUUUGUUUAUUUUUUAUUUUGUACAAGUACCAUAUUGAUGUAAUUACCUCAAUCAAAGCCUAUUUUACUGUCUAAAGGUCUAUUGUUGUAAGAUAUAAUUAUUUUAUUUAGUGUAAAAUUUGACAGUUUUAUAAAGAGUAAUGAGAAAAUGUUUUUGUUGGUUUGAAUUAUUGGUAUGAUUUGUGGAUUUCGUGCUACAUUGGUUAAAAUUUGGUUAUCUUUUGUUUUGUUUCAGAGGCCUUUUGUUUUUCUUUCUAACCCAAAAGAAGAUACAACCUUAUUCAUACCAUUUACUUCUCACAAAUCUCAGUCUGUGAUCCCAGUUCACUGAUGAAGCUUCAGCUUUCUGUGGCUCUGUGGUGAUGAUUCUGAGAACUGUUCUGCCAUUUUUUACAUUUUUUUUAUUAUUAUUAUUUUAAUUGAUUCUUUUACCUUAAUGUAGGUAAACUUAGUUGUAAGGGAUUUUUUUCUUUGUGUCAUAGCUUAACUUUUUCACAAAUGCAUGUGAAAUGUGUUUCAGUACAUUUUUUGGCAUGAUAAUGAAAUAUGCCAAAAAGUGAAAUCAAAAUACUUUUCAAAUGUAUUUCUUUCAAUCAUGUUAUAUCCUCCUCACAGUUUGUUGGAUGGCUCCUAUUAUGUAAAUAAUACUGAUUAAAUUAAUUUAAGGAUUUCUCA